Solenopsis invicta (red fire ant) is the source of this 1434-nucleotide messenger RNA. RefSeq lists its product as uncharacterized. Bases 747 to 1286 code for a protein of 179 amino acids. The record is from RefSeq and is a predicted model, not a curated record. Gene Ontology annotation, biological process: NADH dehydrogenase complex assembly. Lineage: Eukaryota; Metazoa; Arthropoda; Insecta; Hymenoptera; Formicidae. The transcript has 3 exons.
UUUGCCUAAGAAAAUUAAUAAUUAAUAAUUAUAAUUUUUAUAAGCAAAGCUUGAUUUAAGAAAAAUUGAUCAUUGUACUUUUUUUAUUUUCAAAGAUGACAAUGGAUUUAAGUCAUUCGCAAUAGCCGGAAAAAGGUUAAAGAAUAACCUCAAAGUAUAAUAUAAUAUUAGAAAAUAUACGUAUUUUAUUUUUCAUUUUUUAACGUCUACUUUCUUGUCGUUCGCCAAAGCAUCUCAUCACAUUUUUUAUCAUUAUAUAACGCUCUGCUAAAUAUCACGGCUAUUAUUACCGCAAAUGCUGUGAUGUGCAGAGUGGUGCCGAGGGCACGUAGCACAUAUUAUAUGGUAUUAUAACUGUAUACAGGUUCCAAACAAUAUGAUCACGUUGCAUCGUUGCAUGUCAACAAAAUGUCAGUAUUAGUAGCUAUUGUCCACAUCGUCGAAGAGCGACCGGUUCAACUUGAUUGGUCUCUGCGAACUCGUGUCAUCUCCGGCGAAGAUAACAUAUCUUGAAGCGUUGAAACAUGAAUUUACGAACAAUCGUCGUUUUUAUCGUGACUUGUCACUUUGCGAGAGGGUGAGGUGUAAUUAUAUCAUCAUUAUUAUCACAAUGCGCUCGAAAAUUACACUUGCGGGAUUAUGCAUUCGGAAGAGCGAAAAGUUCCCAUGAUCGUUACUCUGAAGGAAAAUCACAAAUUACCGAGACUCUUUCAUGAAUUAACCUCCACGAGUUCCGACUGGAUAAAAUGAUGCUGUUCGAUUUCACGGAUGCGCAGAGUGUGAACGAUUGGCGGGAGAUGUCCGAUACUGUGAGAACAGUGGGAAAAUCCAAAGCCGUUCUGACGUUGCAGACGAGCCAGUUGUUCCAGAGAGCAGUCUUCUUUACUCUAUUGAAUCCGCAACCAAACGGUGCCGGUUUCGCCGGCGUCAGGAAGCUGACGAAUCUGGAUCUCUCAAGAUUCAGAAAUAUUGAGAUCAUUUGUCGAGGACAAGGGCAAAACAGCCACUACAAAGUAUCCCUAAGACAUCGAGGACAAAACUCUAAUAUGGAUCUCAGCUAUGAGCAAUUCUUCAUGGUAUCGACGUCAGAUGACGAAUUUUCCACAGUGACUUUACCCUUGCAUGAUUUCAAACCUUAUUAUCGUGGACGUGAGAUUCCAGAUGGUGAACCUCUAGACAUUGCAAAUAUUACUAUGUUCGAAUUUCAAAUUUACGGAGGUGUUUACCUGCCCAUUAAACAACGUGGUGUAUCGGCAUUAGAGAUAGAAACCGUAAAAGUGUCCUAAUAAUCAUUCUGGUCUUCUAGUCAUAAUAUAAAGAAGCAUCUUCCGAAGAACUUUUAUUUAUGUACACAUCAAAUAUUUACAUCAAUGAAUGACAAACAUGUAUAUCGGAUAUUUUAUAUUAAAAAUAAAUAAUUGCUUUUUACAUCUU